Molecule: messenger RNA, 336 nt
Organism: Fraxinus pennsylvanica
Lineage: Eukaryota; Viridiplantae; Streptophyta; Magnoliopsida; Lamiales; Oleaceae
Source: the annotation of a GenBank genome assembly
AUGAGCUCUCCACUGUACAGAAGCAAUAUGAAGAUAGAGAGUGAAGCGUCUGCUCAAAUCAUGGCUUCAACUGCAGAAAUAAAAAAUUUCCAAGAGCAAUUGGGUCUUUUGAGAGCACAGAAAAGUGGAGGAGAUUCCAUUCUUGAGAAAAUAAGUAGAGAAAUAUCAGAAUUUCUUAUUCAGAUAGGAAGACUAAAAGAGGAAUUAUCAAGCAAAACUAUUGAUGGACAUAGAAUACUGGAAGAAAAGAAGGUUUUGGAAAGAAAUAUUUCGGAAUUGGAGAAAACACUAAAAGGGAGAGUCGAUGAAGUCAUUUCUGUCGAGAAAGAAGAAUGA